Messenger RNA from Salvia miltiorrhiza (redroot sage), 714 nucleotides. RefSeq lists its product as uncharacterized. Lineage: Eukaryota; Viridiplantae; Streptophyta; Magnoliopsida; Lamiales; Lamiaceae. The record is from RefSeq and is a predicted model, not a curated record. Gene Ontology annotation, molecular function: zinc ion binding; nucleic acid binding. The transcript has 3 exons. Bases 1 to 714 code for a protein of 237 amino acids.
AUGACGUCUAAUGCAGCGGAAUCUUUUAACUCUCGGUUGUGGUGGGCUAGGCGUUUACCAAUGUGCUCUUUACUUGAAUCGUUUCGCACACUUUUGGAGGAUUGGUUUGACGAGCAACGUACAUCGUCUGAAUCGAGAGAUCGUGUGUUAACGGUGUCUACUUUCAACAAGCUAUCUAAUUCUGUGCAAGCAAGUCUCUCUCUUACUGUUCGAGCCACCAUCGGACUUGUGUAUAAAGUUGAUGAGGAUGAUCAACAAUAUCAAGUCGAUCUUCAGAAUUGGACUUGUGAGUGUCGAGAGUUUGAUGAGGAUAAAAUUCCAUGCAAGCAUGCGGUUGCUGCUAUAAGGUGGGCGGGCAAUGGUUUGAAUGUGUACGAUUUCGUACACAAAUAUUUCAAACAAUAUGAGUUGACACAAACUUAUGCCGAACAUUUGAAGGACUACCCUCACGACGGCGUCAAGUGUGCUCUAGGUGUAAUGGAACAGGACACAAUAGAAAAAAAAUGCACAAUAUCUAUCCCCGUGGGUGGGGUGGAUUUGAAUGUUCCAUUUCAAGAAGCAGAGUUUGAGGAAACUUCUCAUGCCACAGAUGAACCAUCUCAUGAUACGGAGGAAGCACAACCGACUCAGAGACGUCGGAAGAAAAAAAGAUGUAGCAAUUGUGGAGAAGAGGGUCAUGAUAUUAGAGCAUGUCCAAUGCUCUUCCGUGAAUAA